AUUAAAUUUUUCAGAAGCAUUUCAGAAAUUUUUCAGAGGAAGUUACAAUUGCUUCCCAACAUCCAUUAAAUAAAGAUUGCACGACAAGAAUUAUGAACAAGCCAGUGGAUCCUCAUUAUGAGAAAUUAUUCACAAAGCGAGAGUUACAUGAUGAAUUUCGAAAAGAAAGCCGUCGAUUUCUUCAAGAUAUAAAGAGUUUUACUCACGAAUGUUAUGAAAAUUCAUCGAUUACAAAAGAUCGAAUCAAACUAGUUUUGCUGCGAGUUGUAAACUGGUUGUUUGGUGGUUGUCCAGAGGCAUCGAGACGACACCGAGAACAAAAUGAUGAGGUCGGAAAGGAAGAAAUUUUCAAGUCCACCAACAUGUGGCUCCCCGAAACGAGCGAAUUGUAUCUGCAGCAGUAAAGUAUAAAGCAGUCGAUAAACGCAGAGAUCUAUAUUAUUACCUCAACAGUGUGACAGGAAGAUAAUUUUAUCAUAGUAAAUUGUUAAUCAACGACAGUAUUUUAUCGAUUUUUACAUAGCAACAAUUACUUUCAUUGACAUAUCUUUUUUUAUGUUAUU
Temnothorax curvispinosus is the source of this 563-nucleotide messenger RNA. RefSeq lists its product as uncharacterized. Lineage: Eukaryota; Metazoa; Arthropoda; Insecta; Hymenoptera; Formicidae. The transcript is spliced from 3 exons. The record is from RefSeq and is a predicted model, not a curated record. The coding region runs from base 93 to 404 and encodes 103 amino acids.